Molecule: messenger RNA, 267 nt
Organism: Impatiens glandulifera
Lineage: Eukaryota; Viridiplantae; Streptophyta; Magnoliopsida; Ericales; Balsaminaceae
Product: CLAVATA3/ESR (CLE)-related protein TDIF-like
Exons: 1
Coding region: 1-267 (88 amino acids)
Biological process (GO): xylem development
Cellular component (GO): apoplast
Molecular function (GO): receptor serine/threonine kinase binding
Source: RefSeq, a predicted model, not a curated record
AUGGCAACAUCAAUAUCAAACCCUCAAAACCCAUUAAACAAUCUGGCACUUUUGAUCUUCUUCUUAAUUCUCCUCCUUAUUGGUGAUCAUCAUCACUCCAUGGAUAUCAAUCCACCACCUGAUCAUGAUUCUUCCGUUGCUUCAUUGUCGCAGAAGAAGAUGAGUUUACAUCGAAAAACCGCGGGGCGGAUUACUUCGUCGAAUCGAAGAGUGUUUGAGGUUGGAGCUCAUGAGGUUCCAAGUGGACCAAAUCCAAUUUCAAACUAG